AUGGAGGCACUUGGAAACCACGCCAUCGCCGGAGAGUCGACCCACUGGACACCAGGCUGGGCACCAGGCUGGACGGACACCUCGUUCCACCAAUCAGACGACACCUGGACCGCCUUUCCUCAGGAUUCGUCAGAUGAAGGUCGAGAUGUGCUGGGACAGUGGUGGCCGACCAGCGCCAUUGAGAAGAGCAAAGAGAGCCUCCCAGCCAAUCACAAUCUGGCGUCUGUCUUUGCUGAAGCCUUCCCUUCGCUGCCUCGUUCGUCCUCAAGUGACCCCUCUGACCUCCAUACUGUCCCCACACUGACCCAGCUCCUCAGGGGCAGAGCCAGCCAGGACCAGGGGCUGCUGGACAGUUUCCACGACUUGAACAAAAUGAUCUGCCAGAGAUACAAGAGAGGGAACGGCGUGUCUCGUGACCUGCUGCUGAGGACUUUACGCCUGGAUCAGCCGUCCGCUGAAAGCAAACUGGCACCCUGGUCAGCCAAUCGCCGCCUCUCCCCCGGCCUCCCCUCGGCCAAUCAGCAUGCUCAGAAUGCUGCCGCUAAGCGCCGGCUGUCCUACGACUACAACAGAUACGUCAUGGAGUAA
Messenger RNA from Anoplopoma fimbria (sablefish), 588 nucleotides. RefSeq lists its product as uncharacterized. The transcript is spliced from 5 exons. The record is from RefSeq and is a predicted model, not a curated record. NCBI's taxonomy places the organism in Eukaryota, Metazoa, Chordata, Actinopteri, Perciformes, Anoplopomatidae. Bases 1 to 588 code for a protein of 195 amino acids.